CCGCGGGCUCCUGGCACGCCGCCUCCGCCAGCGCCCCGGCCACGUAGGGCCCGCGGGGCGGACACGCGGGGACCCGGGCCACGCGCCGCCGCCCACGCGCGCCCUUCGGGGCCGCGACGCCCCUUUGUCCGGGGGGGCCGUUCAUGCCGCCGACCCCCGCGCGCUGCGGGCUGGGCCACGCCGAGCAGCGCUGUCCCUAGGCCUGAGGAGCCCACCCCGGCCCCUGGCUCCCCAGUUGCUGCUGGAGAAUGAACCAGCCACAGAGGAUGGCGCCCGUGGGCACGGACAAGGAGCUCAGUGACCUCCUGGACUUCAGCAUGAUGUUCCCCCUGCCGGUGGCCAAUGGGAAGAGCCGGCCCACCUCCCUGGCGGGGGCCCAGUUCGGAAGCUCAGGUCUCGAGGACCGGCCCAGUUCGGGCUCGUGGGGCGCCGGCGAGCAGAACAGUUCCUCCUUCGACCCCAGCCGGACCUACGGUGACGGCGCCCACUUCAGUGAGUCCCACGGCACCCUCGCUUCGUCCACAUUCCUGGGACCCGGGCUCGGAGGCAAGGGCAGCGAGCGGGGCGCAUACACCCCCUUCGGGAGAGACGCGGGGGUCGGCAGCCUGACUCAGGCCAGCUUCCUGCCCAGUGAGCUGGCCCUCAGCAGCCCGGGGCCGCUGUCCCCCUCGGGCGUCAAAGGCGGGCCCCACUAUUACUCCUACUCCAGUCACCCUCGGCGGAGAGCGGCGGAUGGCGGCCUGGACACGCAGCCCAAGAAAGUCCGGAAGGUGCCACCGGGUCUCCCAUCCUCGGUGUACCCACCCGGCUCAGGUGAUGACUACAGCAGGGACACGGCCACCUACCCGCCCACCAAGAUGCCCAGCGGCACCUACCCCGCCUCCUUCUACGUGGCAGACGGCAGCCUGCACCCCUCGGCUGAGCUCUGGAGCCCCCCAGGCCAGGUGGGCUUCGGGCCCAUGCUGGGCGGGGGCUCAUCCCCCCUGCCCCUCCCAGCAGGUGGCGGCAGCUCCGUGGGCGGCAGUGGCAGCGGUGGGUUUGGCGGCCUGCACCAGCACGAGCGCAUGGGCUACCAGCUGCACGGAGCAGAGGUGAACGGCGGGCUCCCGGCUGUGUCCACCUUUUCCUCGGCCCCCACGGGCGCCUACAGCAGCGUCUCCAGCCACACGCCCCCUGUCAGCGGGGCUGACAGCCUCCUGGGCUCCCGUGGAACCACGGCCGGCAGCUCUGGGGACGCCCUUGGGAAGGCGCUGGCCUCGAUCUACUCCCCAGACCAGUCAAGCAAUAACUUCUCAUCCAGCCCCUCCACCCCCGUGGGUUCCCCACAGGGCCUGGCAGGGACGUCACAGUGGCCUCGAGCAGGAGCCCCCGGUGCCUUAUCGCCCAGCUAUGAUGGGGGUCUCCACGGCCUGCAGAGCAAGAUGGAGGACCACCUGGACGAGGCCAUCCACGUUCUCCGCAGCCAUGCCGUGGGCACAGCGGGGGACGCGCACGGGCUGCUGCCCGGCCACGGGGCGCUGGCCUCGGGCUUUGCUGGCGCUGUCGUGCCAUUGGGAGGGCGGCACGCUGGCCUGGUGGGCGGCAGCCACUCGGAGGACGGCCUCUCCAGUAGCGGCGGCCUCGUGCACAACCACGUGGCCCUCCCCGACCUCUCCCGGCCACCUGACUCCUACAGCGAUCUUGGGCGCGGCGCCGCCCCGGGGCCCGGUGACAUCAAGCGGGAGGAGCAGGAGGACGAAGAGAACGUGGCGGCCGACACCGCUGAGGACGAGAAGAAGGACCUCAAGGCCCCGCGCGCCCGGACCAGCCCGGACGAGGACGAGGACGACCUUCUCCCCCCAGAGCAGAAGGCUGAGCGGGAGAAGGAGCGCCGGGUGGCCAAUAACGCGCGGGAGCGGCUGCGGGUCCGAGACAUCAAUGAGGCUUUUAAGGAGCUGGGGCGCAUGUGCCAGCUGCACCUCAACAGUGAGAAGCCCCAGACCAAACUGCUCAUCCUGCACCAGGCCGUGUCGGUCAUCCUGAACCUGGAGCAGCAGGUGCGAGAGCGUAACCUGAACCCCAAAGCGGCCUGCUUGAAGCGGCGAGAAGAGGAGAAGGUGUCGGGCGCGGUCGGAGACGCUCAUCAGAUGGUGCUGCCGGCCGCGCACCCCGGCCUGGGCGACGCCCACAACCCCGCCGGGCACAUGUAA
Kogia breviceps (pygmy sperm whale) is the source of this 2189-nucleotide messenger RNA. It is a transcript of the gene TCF3, whose product is annotated as transcription factor 3. The record is from RefSeq and is a predicted model, not a curated record. Gene Ontology annotation, molecular function: RNA polymerase II cis-regulatory region sequence-specific DNA binding; protein dimerization activity; DNA-binding transcription factor activity, RNA polymerase II-specific. NCBI's taxonomy places the organism in Eukaryota, Metazoa, Chordata, Mammalia, Artiodactyla, Physeteridae. Gene Ontology annotation, biological process: regulation of transcription by RNA polymerase II; immunoglobulin V(D)J recombination. Gene Ontology annotation, cellular component: chromatin; transcription regulator complex.